Messenger RNA from Anastrepha obliqua, 1641 nucleotides. RefSeq lists its product as uncharacterized. The transcript has 2 exons. Lineage: Eukaryota; Metazoa; Arthropoda; Insecta; Diptera; Tephritidae. The record is from RefSeq and is a predicted model, not a curated record. Bases 1 to 1641 code for a protein of 546 amino acids.
AUGCAUUUUUGGAUCGACAAACGCUCUCAGCAAUGCGGUUUCGGCAGAUCUCGUGUGGCAGCUUCGCUCACAGGGGCCGGUGGAUCUGGUGUAGGUCUGAGUUUUGGACAUCCACCGCGACGCAUAAGUAGCGGAAGUGGCAGCAAAGCGAGUAGCAGAAGCACACUACCAGACUGUCAUCACAGCAAUGCGGCAAGCAGCAGCGGCAGCCGAAGUCAUCAGUAUCAACAUCAGCAUCAGCAUCAACAACUACAACAUCAGCAGCAGCAAUUGCAGCAUGCUAGUAACAAUAACAAUUUAAAUGGUGGCAACAAUUAUCAACAAUCACAUACGCACAGUAGCAACAAUAGCAAUUAUACAAGUAACAGCAACACCGCCAAUAUCACCGCCAACGCCUCCGUUACUGGCGCUACAAUACAAUCUACCACCUCCGUGACGCUCAACAACAAUCCCCACCAGUACGCUUAUCAGCAGACGAAUCACCACAGCAGCAGUUCAAUGCAGAGCCCCCAUGCGCCCGGCGGCAAUAGCAAUAUUGUGAACAACAACAAUGCCACCACUUCUACGUCCACGGCAACAGCAGCCGACGUACGCUGUAUUGCGCCCGCAACGCAUAACUUUAAUCAACGCGGUGCUGCAUUAUUGCAAAACAAUGUUGGCGCGCAGAGUGCGCCGCUCUACCACCAACAGGCCAAUCAAUGCUACGAUAUGCGCAGCUAUCACCAUCCUCAGUUUGGGAAUAUGUCGGUGCGGCACUACCAAUAUCCCGGCAGGAAUUGCAAUGGCCCUACGCACGCCAAUGCAACCUCCGCCGCCGCACACUCAUAUCGCAGUGGUAUUGGCAGUAAUAGCGGCACAAGAACAAUUGUCGGUGCUGCAACUGUUGCUCCUUCAAUGUCCAAUAUGCAGCACAUGGACCAAAUGGUACAUCGACAACAACACGGUUACAGUCACGCUGCAUCAACUUCUGCUCAGUCGAAUGAGUCGAUCAUGGGCGGUUCUGCGCCCAUUUCCACCAACACUACGAAUACUGCAAGUUACGCAGUUGCCAAUACAGCGCAUCGCUAUAGCUCUGCCGCCAUCAAUAUGCGCACCAGUAACAUGACCGUGGAUACAGGCGGUGGUGAUGCUCAACUACUACCCUCGCAUCUCAAGUGUGGCAUGUGCGCUUCUUUGGUGCUGGCUUCCGUGUUUGUGGCGGGCGCAAAAUUUUAUUUCGAUCAUCAGGGCACUGGCUUGGAGGUAUUGAUAUUUUGCGCUUUUUCCGCUACCUUCUUCUUGGCAGCUUGCACAGUUUCACUCUGUCGGGUACCGAAAGGGCUGCUACCGAGUGGCCGCAAUGCUGUGCUGGGCGCUCAACAUCAUGCGGAUGGCGAUAGUGGUAUGAAUUGCGCACGCGCUCCAUAUGGUAGACGCGAUAUGAUGAACAGUGAUGGUAGUGGUGAGUUAGUUGGCUCGGAUGAUAUACAUGGCGCGCCAUUGUGCGGUCAGCUGCAAUUGAUUGAGGACUCGGCAAGUGCUGGACCACCACCAUAUCAUAUAGCAAUCUACUUUCCGGAGACAGAGAAUAGUGGCAAGCGAAAAGAGGUUCCAAUCGAUGAUGAAUCACCGCCGCCGUCCUACGAUAAAAUACUUAUCUAA